Oncorhynchus nerka (sockeye salmon) is the source of this 2015-nucleotide messenger RNA. RefSeq names its product platelet glycoprotein Ib alpha chain. The transcript has 6 exons. The record is from RefSeq and is a predicted model, not a curated record. NCBI's taxonomy places the organism in Eukaryota, Metazoa, Chordata, Actinopteri, Salmoniformes, Salmonidae. Gene Ontology annotation, cellular component: plasma membrane. Bases 123 to 2015 code for a protein of 630 amino acids. Gene Ontology annotation, molecular function: protein binding.
AGACACAGACACACCCAGACAGUUGGGUAUAUCUUCAGCCAGCUAUAGUGUUUGUGUUGGACUCUGGACCAGCUGCAGAUUGAAGUCUAAGGAGGAGCAACACGGUUUUUCAGUCCGUCAGCAUGGCACUCGUCUUCCUCCUCCUCUUCCUCCCCCUCUCUCACCACUCCAAUGCCAUGACUGGUUGCCAUAGUGACCGUGACAAAGACCACCGCCCCCGGGUCAACUGCACGGCAACCAACCUUAGUGACGUCCCCGCCAGCAUCGACACGACAACCAAGGUGCUGAUCUUCACCCAGAACCAGUUCUCCAGUCUAACCUGGUCCUCCUAUAGUCACUUCCCAGAGCUCUAUGAGAUAGAUCUGAGCCACAACGCAGUUCCAGAGGUUCCCCUGUCCCCCGGCCCGAUUCUCCCCACUCUAGGGGUUCUACGCCUGGUAGGGAACCGCAUUAGAACCCUGCCCCCUCACUCCUUCAGGGCCACGCCGGGCCUGCUAGAACUCUAUCUGGACCAGAACAUUCUGGAGACACUAGACGACCUGUCCUUCUCUGGGCUCAGGCUGCUACAGAUCCUGGAACUUUCUCAGAACCGUAUCUCUGUUCUGCCCCCUCUGAUGUUUCACUCCCUCCCGGCCAUCGAAACCUUGGUUCUAGAGCAGAACCACAUCAGAACCAUGCCUGACCAGUGGUUCUCUGCCAAACCUGAAGUUCCCUACACCUACCUGUCGCAGAACCCCUGGGCCUGCUUCUGUAAGGUGGGUUACCUGAAGAAACACCUGGAUGAUCAGGGCUUCAACGUGUACACGAGGGAUGGAAUAAUCAUCACUCCGGACGAAGAGAGUGUUACCUGUGCCACACCUCCCUCCCUGGCCGGCCGACCAAUCGUGGGGCUGGAGGAUGAGGAGUACUGCUCACCUGGUGCCAAACCUGAUGGCCCCCCUGGAGACUCUGAACCUCAACCUACCCCUACACUACCCCCCACCACCACUAUGCCACCAACCACAGGAGCCACAACCACAGUUCCUACUACCUUCCCCACCACUACUACUCCUGCUACCACUACUACUGUGGUACCCACUACUCCUGCUACCACUACUGCUACUGUGGUACCCACUACUCCUGCUACCACUACUACUCCUACUACCACUACUACUCCUACUACCACUACUACUGCUACUACUACUGUGGUACCCACUACUACCACCACAGCUACCCUGAAACCCACCACCCCUCCUCUACACCCUACCGACCCCACCCACCUGCCCCUCCUGCUGAAUGAGUCAGUCACAUGGUCUUGGUGGGAGAUAGUGACCAUCCUGGUGGAGUGGGAGGAGAGCAGGGCGGGGACAGAGGAGGGGAGGGUCAGGGGAGGGAACAGCUGGGAGCAUCAUGGUCUCUAUAGAGGAUCUUCCAGACUCUCACCACACCCCACCAUGACCACAACCGUCACACCUAGAGCCCCAUCUCAACCACCUAGGACCCCAACUCAACCACCUAGGACCCCACCUAGGACCCCAACUCAACCACCUAGAACCCCAACUCAACCCCCUAGAACCCCAACUAAACCACCUAGGACCCCAACUCAACCCCCACUACCUAGAACCCAGACCCUGACCGCCCCAGUGACCACAGUCAGACAGGUUGGAGGUUCAGAUCCCUGGGGGGAUCAGCUGGGACGGGGGGGUGGUAGUGCGGCAGGAGGCAGAGCUGUGUUCUGCUGGUGGCUGUUUGCAGGGUGUGUUUUGUUGUGUGUUCUGUCUGGGGGGUGGGUGUGUGUGAGCGGCCUAUGGCUAUGGAGGAUGUAUAGGACUGUCUAUAGGCCUCUACUGAACAGGGGGAGGGGGGCCCCUGUGUUGAGGAUCAACGUGUCAGAUGUGUUGUUACCUACCCUUACCACCUGGAUGCGGCCCGCCAGGAAGUCCAGGAUCCAGUUGCAGAGGGAGGUGUUGAGUCUCAGGAUCAUUAGCUUAAUGAUGAGCUUUGAGGUCACUAUGGGGUUGAACUCUCAGCUGUAG